Messenger RNA from Venturia canescens, 1375 nucleotides. RefSeq names its product mitochondrial mRNA pseudouridine synthase Trub2. Gene Ontology annotation, molecular function: RNA binding; pseudouridine synthase activity. The transcript has 3 exons. Gene Ontology annotation, biological process: RNA processing; pseudouridine synthesis. NCBI's taxonomy places the organism in Eukaryota, Metazoa, Arthropoda, Insecta, Hymenoptera, Ichneumonidae. Bases 133 to 1131 code for a protein of 332 amino acids. The record is from RefSeq and is a predicted model, not a curated record.
UAUAGUAUAUAUAAUUAGAAUCAUUGUAGCGCUGUUAUCAUUGUCGGCUUUUCAAUGUUUUGAUUUUCGAUCCAGAGGAAAAACAUGUGUUAAAAUUUUUUCUAAACGCAUUUUUUUAUUAAAAAUACAAUAAUGGUGCGAAAUAUUCUGCAGUUAACAGAUAAAGCACAAAAUGUGUGGCACAUGUUGCACGGUACGAUCAUCCUUUAUAAACCACCCAGAGAAUAUAUGGCGCAAACUCUUCACACGGUUAAAGUUCAUUUAUGCAGAGAUUUGAAUACAAAUUUAAAACAACGUCCACCGAGGGAUCAUGUAUUUAUUGAGGGUCCAACGAAUAAAGAAAUGACAGUCACAGUUGGACCUAGUUGGGCUGACCAUCCUCUGUUGACGGGUCCUCGUUAUCGAAUCGAAGACGUUAAAAUGUUAGUGGCAAAUUGGUUGCAUUUUGAUAUGUCUGGUAUCCUUGUUGUUGGUAUCGGAAAGGGUACCAGAACUGCUCGUGCAAUCAGAGAUGCUAAACAUGCAAGGUUCUACAGAGUUAAAGGCAUUCUGGGACAAGCCACCGACAAUUAUUUCAUCAAUGGCAAAAUUGCAGAAAAAACAACUUACAAUCAUGUGCAUCGACAUCAUAUUGAUAUGAUCUGCGCUGCUAUGCAAUCUUCUCACCAAAAGGAAAUGUUCAAAAUAUGCGGCGUUCCACUGCAAAGUCAAGCAGCUUAUGACUUAGCAGUUCAAGGUCCAAUAAGGCCAGCUGAUAACAAAGUCCCAAUGGUAUAUUCUAUAAAGUGUGUUGACUUCAAACCUCCGGAAUUCACUCUCGAAAUUGUCUGUACGAACGAAGACCACAUGUUUUUGAAAAGCUUAGUUCACCACCUUGGAAUGGAAGUACGAAGUACAGCGACGUGUACUCUCAUUCAGUGUGUACGAUUUGGUAUUUUUAAUUUGGAGCACGCUCUUCUCAAGAAACAAUGGGAUCUUCGAUGCAUAACGGACAAUAUGGCGAGAGUAUUGAAACUACUUAAACAAAAUAAAUUCAUGACGCAUCAACAAGACCCCAUACUGAAAGAAUACUUUAGCGAGGAACAAAUAGAAUCCCAGAAAAUUCCACAGAUUGAGACUCAAGCUAAAUGAAAUUGUACAGAAAAACGAAUUAUGUCUAUAAAUAAUUGCUCUUUGUAUCCUCUUGUUUUCGAGUCGAUUUGAAGUGUCCCAACAAAUGUUCGAUCGUUCAGUUUGGUCAAGAAAAAAAGAACGGUGAAUAAGUUCUGAAAGAACUUGAAUAUGCAGUUUUAUAAUCUGAGGAAUUAAGAAAUGGUAUUAAAUCUGUAAAAUAUUAUUUUAAAAUUAAAAACAAAUUUUCGUUGUUUUCCAAUAA